Molecule: messenger RNA, 3951 nt
Organism: Strongylocentrotus purpuratus (purple sea urchin)
Lineage: Eukaryota; Metazoa; Echinodermata; Echinoidea; Camarodonta; Strongylocentrotidae
Product: cytochrome P450 2U1
Exons: 6
Coding region: 409-1923 (504 amino acids)
Biological process (GO): xenobiotic metabolic process
Cellular component (GO): cytoplasm; intracellular membrane-bounded organelle
Molecular function (GO): heme binding; iron ion binding; oxidoreductase activity, acting on paired donors, with incorporation or reduction of molecular oxygen, reduced flavin or flavoprotein as one donor, and incorporation of one atom of oxygen
Source: RefSeq, a predicted model, not a curated record
AUCAUUUAAUUGGUGACACGCGCUGUGGGUGCAAACCAGCCAACGGUAGCUCAGAAAGACGUAUGACACCAACCAACCAAGUUGUUUGUGUUGACUUUCGUUGAUAGAAGUAUAUAAAUAUCAAACACGAACAAAUGUAUGACUGUGUUAAGCAGUUGAUUUAGCUUGGAGCUAUGCCACUGAACGUAUUCAUCUAUGGGAUUAGCACAACCAGAUACUGACCAGGCCAGGCCAAGUGGACUAUCUGCAGACUGUGCUACUCUUUCGUCGAGUCUACAUGUGAAUUUAUUGAGCGCUGGAGUUGGUAUAACAUGUCGUAAAUAUCUAUGAAGAAACAUUAGUAAUUUGGGACAGAUUUUAAUUCAUAAGUUGUUCUUAUAUUCGUGCUGAACAUUUAAACUAUUCAUCAUGUCGGUUCUCGGAUUACAAACUGCUCUUCUUUUUGUGUUAACAACAUUGGUGACGAUGCUAGCAGUACGCUGGUAUCGUCAGAGGUCUCGUUUACCGGGUAAGCUGCCGCCUGGUCCAUGGGGUCUCCCGCUGAUCGGCAGCAUAUUCAGCUUGGGUAAACAGCCACAUCUAACUCUGAUGGACAUGGCUAAAAAGUAUGGCAAUGUGUUUACUCUCAACCUAGCUGGUCAGUUGGUCGUUGUCCUCAAUGGAUAUGAAUCUGUCCGAGAAGCUUUGGUCAAGAAAGCUGGAGUGUUUGCUGGACGUCCACAUCUAGCUCUAACUCAAGAACUUACUGAAGGCCAGGGUAUAGUAGUUGCUGACUACGGUCCCAUUUGGAGAGAGCAACGAAAGUUUACUCUCACAGCACUUCGUAACUUUGGUUUUGGGAAAGAGAGUUUUGAAGCUGAGAUUCAGGAGGAGAUUCGAUACAUGUUAGCAGCAUUCAAAGAGAAAGAUGGAUCUUCGUUCAACUCAGAUCAUAUCGUCGAGAUUGCUGUAUCUAAUGUCGUCUGUAACUUCAACUUCGGACGAAGAUUUGAAUACCAAGAUCCCAAAUUCCAGCUUCUUGUGGAUAGCAUCUACAGAUUCGCUGAGAUUGGAACGAAUGCCGCAGCAAUCAACUUCUUUCCUUUUUUGAAACAUCUUCCUAUUCCUGAAAUUCGAGAAGUGUUUGAGAUUGAUAAGGUGGUUCGAAGCUUCCUGCAACGAAUGAUUGAGGAUCAUAAAGAGACUCUUGAUGAGACACGACAGAGAGAUUUCAUCGAUGCUUAUCUUCUUGAGAUCAAACGCAGACAAGAGGCAAUGAAGAAAGAAGAGAAAAUAAGCGAGGCGGAUGCUUCCUUCACAGAGACCUAUCUCUUUCACAUCUUAAAUGAUCUCAUCUUUGCUGGAACUGAGACUAUGAGUUCGACUAUUCGAUGGGCUAUUCUGUACAUGAUCGUUCAGCCCGAGGUUCAGAAGAAGGUACAAGAGGAGCUGGAUACAGUGAUAGCACCAGGAGAGCUACCAUCCUGGAGGGAUAGGAAUCGUAUGCCCUACACUGAAGCUACGCUCAUGGAGAUACAGAGAAUGGCUAACAUCACUGCCCUAACCUUCCCGCAUAAGACUACUGAAGAUACUGAACUAGCAGGCUACAGUAUCCCCAAGGACACACAUGUCUUCAUCAAUCUGUAUUCAGUCCAUGUAGACCCGACACAAUGGAAAGAACCUGAGAAGUUUAUGCCGGAGAGGUUUCUGUCUGAUGAAGGUGGUGUCAUCCAUAAUCCGGCUCUCAUGCCAUUUUCUGCAGGUCGCCGAGCGUGUCCCGGUGAGAAAUUAGCUCGUAUGGAACUGUUCUUGUUCUUCUCAUCAAUGCUAAGAUACUUCACACUUACUCCAGCUCCCGAGAACCCGAACCCAAGUAUCUAUAAGAACUAUGGUAUUAGCUUAAACCCCAAACCAUAUAAGAUCUGUGUCAUACCGCGUCAGUGAACAUUUUAAACUGAUCAGGUCCAAGACCUGGCAAAGAUCGUGAUGAUAAACCGUGAAAUCUUUGCAGUACUUCAGCAACAUUGGUAUCGAUACCGAACACUCUGCGAAGUAUGGCUGUAUGGGUGACAAUGAGGCGAGGGAUAAAUAACGAUAUUCGUUAUGACUCGAGACAAUUAAGAGAUUCAAACUUUACCUCGAUGUUUGAGGAGCUUGUGAAUUCAUACCGAUGGUGACUCUCAAGAAACAAUGGAUAUUAUCCUCACUGAAGAAGAUUAGUGAUGUAUGAAAGUGGUUGUCGAUAGCGUGCGCCUGAUUGUGACGAUGCAAGAGGGUUACUUUUUGUGGAAUGUAAAACUUGUUCGUGAUUUCUACCCGCGAGAAUGUGACGCCGUAUUCAGUGGACUUAUUCUGGGCCACGGUUAUAUAUGCAGCUCUUUUGGUUUGCAACUGAUGUAGAAAGGCUUCUUGCCUGAACUAUGAUGACAAUCUCUUUCAAUCGAUACGAGAAAUAGACGUUAAUCAAAUUUGAUAGAUUGAAUUCAGCAGCUGAUAGUUCGUUUAGAAAGCCGUAUCAUUAUAUAUAUUAUUUCUGUGUAAUAUGGUUAUUUUAUCAAAGUAAUAUUGUACAGUUUAAAAGUUUUAGUGAUAUUUGUAUUUAAGCAGCGUCAAGAUGAAAGCCCUCAGAGCUAUGAAGACAAAACUUCCCAAUCUCUUUUUCGGAUUUUUUAAUCCACGAUCUCAUUGAAGAUUGAAAGAUCUAGGUAAACAAUGAUCAAAACAAAACUGACAUCAAUGUAUGAUAUUAAUACUUUCAAUUAAUCAAUUACAGCGAGAGCUAGUGAUAUGAUGUGUCAUGAUUCUACUCAGGUCCAUAUUGUUUAGCUCCUAUCUGCAGAACGUUUCUUGUAUGUUUCUAGUCUAUUAAAGGCAAUCAGUUUGAUAGGUUGAAGUACACUCCCAAACUGCAUAUACAAUUAUCAUGAUUAUUAAUAUUUAUGAUAUAUUAUUUAUAUUAUGGUGUCUAAUUUAUUGAACUUGUGAUUAUUUAUGAAUGAUUUCGGAGAAUAAUGAUAAUAUCACUUUACAAAGACUUUACAUCGAAAGUGGUAUUAGUUUUGAAGUGAUUACACCGUGAAGUGUUGUAGCACCGAUGGUGUAUGGUGUGAUUGAGGUGCUGUGAGUCACCAUGGUUGUAUUGAAAUGCAUCGAGCCUUCACAUUAUAAAGUGCCUCAUCUGGGUUGUAUAGUAUUGAACAACAAGCAAUAAUUAUUUCGAUUAGUUGCCUAUAACUGUACAUAGUUCGUUGUCACAACCUUACACAACCAUUGGAAUUGGGAUUUUGCUGAAUAGAUGAUACGUGAUACUAUAAACAUUAUUAAGUAGAUGCAGUGGUUCGUUUGAUUGCUUUAUUGGUAAGAUACACAGUGGCUGUGCCAGUAUCGGGUGGAAACACACCUCCCCUUCCCGUUUGAAGGCACUGGAAUAGAAUGAAUACAACGGGUCUACAUUACGGGGGCUACUCAGAUACGUCACCCCUGCCUCGUCUGGGGAGGAUUCUGGCCGGCAUGAUUGCCAAUUUCUAGAUAUGCCUGCACUGCUUACUUUGUUUUAAGUUUUAUCUUUUUGAUCACGCCUAUUGAUUGCAGCGUGUACAUCCUCUAUCGAUUAUACUUUCGAAUCUGUCCACCCACAUCACAAUACUAAUGUUACGAAACUAGCAUGCUCAAACCAAUCGAAGCAAUUAAAGAGCUUGAUAAUGAGAACCAAAAGGAUGUUAGUGCAUGAUAUUUUUGUAGGGUUAACGUCCUUCUAGCUGUCAGGUCUUGAAGGACACACCUCUUAGCCUUUUCAUGGAACGUAUGAUCUUUAGAAAGAUAGGUUUCUAUAGUGAAUGGUUGCUAUUUAUAAUGCUUCAAUAUACUUCAUUUCACAUUAUAUUUAGAUGAGAGGGAUUGCAUAUAAAUGACUGUGAUUCAUAAUAUAAUGGUGUAGUAUUAAAAUAAAAGAGAUACCUCAUUCUUCAUUUA